AUGAGCAACGCCCUCCUCGCUCGGCCAAUGCGGCCGCUCUCCGCCUCCAUCGCCAGCAACCUGCGCUGCUGUGGAGGGCCCACCACCACCACCACCACUGCCACCAGCACAACGGCAAAACCCAGCACAUCCGCAUCACCAGCAUCGCCAAUCGCCCACACCCAGCGCCGGCACGAGUCCACCACCCGCCGGCAGCUCAACCGCCUGCGAUCCGUCCCCUCGGCGCCGUACGCCACGCCCUCGCCCUCGCACACGGCCGACCACAUCAUCUUCAACCCGCCCUCGUCCGCGCCCUCGGUCUACCACACGCCGCUCAAGUUCCUGCCCGCCCACGACCGCCGCCGCGAGCUGUACGCCCUGACAUCGCGCUUCACCACCGGCGGCGGCGGCGGCGGUGCGUCUGCUCCCGGCGGCGGCGUCCACGCCUCGACCGGCACCGCCCUCUCCGCGGGCGCCUACACGUCGUCGUCGUCGAUCCUGCCUCCCCACCUGGCCCACCACAACCCGGCCGCCUCCUCAGUCACCUCGCCCGCAUCGGGCAAAUCUUCUUCCGCAUACAUGCCUCCUGCCCUCCGCACGCCCUACACCAAGAAAUACCACCUCACCGCCGCGGACAUCGAGCAGAUCCGGCAGCUGCGCGCGCAGGACCCCGCGCACUGGACGCGCGAGCGCCUCGCCGCCAAGUUCGAGUGCUCGCAGUUCUUCGUGGGGCUCGUCGCGCCCGCGCCCGAGCGCGCCGCCCAGAAGCUGGCCGAGAUCGACGAGGUGAAGCGCGGCUGGGGCCGGACGAAGCGCGAGGCGCGCGAGGACAGGAGGCGGAGGAAGGAGGCGUGGGGGAGGGAUGCGUAA
Molecule: messenger RNA, 849 nt
Organism: Diplodia corticola
Lineage: Eukaryota; Fungi; Ascomycota; Dothideomycetes; Botryosphaeriales; Botryosphaeriaceae
Product: 60s ribosomal protein
Exons: 1
Coding region: 1-849 (282 amino acids)
Cellular component (GO): mitochondrial large ribosomal subunit
Molecular function (GO): structural constituent of ribosome
Source: RefSeq, a predicted model, not a curated record